This is a messenger RNA of Pangasianodon hypophthalmus (striped catfish), 2935 nucleotides long. RefSeq names its product ADP-ribosylation factor-like 10 (gene arl10). NCBI's taxonomy places the organism in Eukaryota, Metazoa, Chordata, Actinopteri, Siluriformes, Pangasiidae. The record is from RefSeq and is a predicted model, not a curated record. Gene Ontology annotation, molecular function: GTPase activity; GTP binding. The transcript is spliced from 4 exons. The coding region runs from base 341 to 1000 and encodes 219 amino acids.
CACCUGUUCGUGUGUUUUUCACACGUGAGAUCAUGUGACUAAUAUAUGCAGGGUCUGAAAAAUCGUAUCAUUUCACACGUGGAGUUUGUGGGACAUUGUUGAAGAGGACCGCAGGUGAUUUGCGGGAGCAGGACGCCGCUCUCUGGCCACUGCGGGAGCACAGACACCUCACAAGACGCAAACACGGAGGUCACGUGCUCCGGCACCCGCAAGCGAACGCGACUCGUUGUUGUUGUUGUUGCUGCUUCUGCUGGGGUCCUUGUCGCUUCCUCGCGCGCUGCCGCCGGUGUCCGCUCUCGCUCUCUCUCUCUCUCUCUCUCUCUCUCUCUCUCUCUCGGACAUGUUCGUGCUCCGGCAUGUUCGCGUGGCUCUAAUGGCCGCCGCCGCCGCCUUCGGAGCCGCUGUGUUCAUGGCCAUAAACCUCUUCUACAGGAGGAGAGUGUGGACACCGGAAGACUACUGCGCCUUUAAAGAGGAGGAAGAGGAGCGCAGACAGAGGCAGGUCCUUGUCCUCGGCUUAGACGGCGCUGGGAAGAGCAGCGUUCUACAGCAGCUGAAUGGAGCAGCUUGCAAAAGAAAGUGCACCCCAACGCGUGGCUUCAACUUCAUCCGUCUCCACACACCCGCUUGCGAAUUCGACUUCCUAGAAAUUGGAGGUGGUGAGGACUUGCGUGCGUACUGGGCUGACUUCCUGAAGAGAGCACAUAUUUUGAUGUACGUGGUGGACUCCUCAGACAGAAGACGACUCCCUCUAGCUAAAGAUGAACUUCACCGCCUUCUCAGCCUCGACACGAGACUUCCAGUUGUAAUACUGGGAAACAAACAGGACAAGCUGGAUGCUGUUAGCGUGCCUGAGCUGCGUGACGCUCUCUCUCUGGCCUCAGUCCCGGAUCAGAGGAAGCUCUUCCUUCUCCAGCUCAGCUCUGUGGGAGAAUCUGAGCCCUGCAGUCUCCAGAAUCUUCAGGAUCUGCUCAUCAAACUAGAGUCUGAUCAAAACUAGUGCAAUGUGUAUAAGGGAUCUUUCAGAUAGUCUCAGGAUGAAAAAGCUCGAUACAAUCAAAGGGUUUGUUGUAAGCACUUGCUGUUUCUCAGAAGGAUUAUGAGUCAGGUAUCCGGAGUGAAAGUGACUCCAAUUUAUUGUUCCAUAAACAAUACUAUAAACUAUUAUAAUCCGUGUAAUCAAUACGUGUGGCGGCUGGGAAAACCCAUCGGAUAUCGCUGUGGCUAAAUUCUGGAAAAGAAAUUGAUUUUUCUGCUAAUAAUAUACUGUAAGACAGAGGUUUUUUUUAAUUCUCAACCACUGCGUUCCUUGCUAAUGUUCACAAACAUGUAGGCUACGAGAUAAUGGUCACAUAACUAAGACAUAGCAAUACUGGCAGAAUGACCUUCACUUCACAUCCGAUGCUCCUGCAACAGAAAAAGUCUACUUUCUAACUUCUAAUCGUGUUGGGUAAUGAGCCAGUUUAGUAUAAACAGUCAGUCUAAAAUCUUGCUAGCUAAAUUUCAUUUCCUCACAUAGUGAAUUUCAUGCUCUGUUCACGUUUGUUGAUAGCUAUGUGCCAUAACCAAAAGGAGAUUAGCCUACAUAGUUUAGUCGCCUAGAAAGAAGCGAUUAUUUCCUAACCAAUGUUAGCGUGAACAGAGAUCAUUUGAGUGACGAGACAAUUAGCACACUUUGAGGAAAGCGCUAUCCGCCCUCUUCCACAUACAUGAGCUCAAGCUCAGAUGCCUACGAUUGGCUAGUGUUGUUCAGAUUGACAGGUUAGAGUAUGUAUGUAUGCCCCUCCCACCCCAAGGGCACACCCAACUUUGCUCCCUCAUCUCCCGGCUAUAGACGGCUGUAGCAUCUCCAGGAUUCGAACUCUUCCGUGAUAGCGCUUUUCGAUGGUGCCACUCAGGAGCCGGUGCUUGUAUUAAAAUGUUGCAAGGGACUUUUACGUCAAGUGUUGAGACAGAGACUGAUGAGGAUGAUGCUGAUAAUCAAAGUGAGAGAUAAUUUCCCAUUGUAAAUGUAUAAUUCUUUAAAAUUUAUCAGUUAUAUUGUUUUACCAUAAGUAGAUUAGGUUAGAAAUGUCGAUGUAGUCAUGGCGCCUUUAUGCAGCGUUAAAUUUUUAGAAGAAAUUUUCUCUCUUUUGACCAUUGGGGUAACCACCGGAUUUUAUACGCAAAAAAAACCAAUUUCAGUUCAGGGAAGCUUGUAGCUGCUGAUUUUGGAACUACUACAUAUAUACUAUAGUAGAAAUGAUCAACAUUCGAAGGGUUUUCCCAGGCCGCCACACAAACGCCUCCAGUUCUGCAUAGCCGUAUGUUGCGUGUCCAGGUUUGGGAUACAAACCUUUACCUACAUCACUGUUAUAGGAAUUGCAUUUGUGGCAUGUUCUUUGGCGUACAUGCACGACUAUUUUACAGCUAGUUCUCGUUUCUAAACUGCACGAGUUCUGUGUUUUAACAGUUGAUACCUCAGACAGCUUUCUAAUCUUUACCUAAAUGUCAUAUAGGUUUGGAGUGAGGGUUGUUUUGAUCAAGUUGCACAAUUGUACAAACACACUUUUACUGCGUAAUCUAUAAGGCCUUGCUACACAAGGCGAUGUUUACCCUUCCAUAAGGACAAUACUACUGAUUUAUGAAAAAGCUGCAAUAUUGACCUACUGAUAUUUAUGUUAAUGGUUAACCAGCUAUGGGUUUAACCAGUGGAAGCUAGAUGAUUUGUCACAUUUUGUCUAUGUAAGUCUGGUUUGUAGUGUUAUGUACAGUAUGUGUGUGUUAUUUAAACUUUGUGAAGGUGUUAGGACAUUUGUAAGUGGAUGUAAUAUAUUUUGUGAAUGCCUGGAGUGGAGUGAUUACAGCGCAUCACAGAUUAAAAUCUCAUAUGUAGUUUAUCAGGAAGCACUGCAGUGCCAAUGUUUGUUUAAAAUAUUAAACUAUUGUUCUGAAA